AUGGCGACGCACAACGGAACAGCACCCGCGCCCAGGGCUCCGCAGUUCGCAAGGAGGCAAGACAUUUCUGUACCUUUUAUGUCCAGCCCAUCUUUCCAAGACAACCCCCCAAAGAUUGAUGAAUUCCCACGAGGCUAUCCUUCCCUAUCUGCAUUUCUCAGUGGCGAUAGGGAAUUUACCAUGUUCCGAUCCUUCACGCGGCUUCACGCCCGUGUACUGCUUCAUAAGCAAGAUGAGCUAGCAGAGCUAGAGCAACGACUUGAUCAACUCGAUCAAAAAGAUAGCAAAGUUGAUUCGUAUCGCCUACUUACGAAUAGGCACAGCAGCGGAGAUACAGAACGCCGCGCGCUGCUCAGUGAGAUUGAAGGUAAACUGAAUGAUUUCAAACGUCCUGAGCCAGAAGAGUCGCAGAUCAAGAGUGUCAGAAACUGGGUUGAUGGUAAGAGGCCAGUUGUCUACUCGGAGACCACUUUUCUCAAUGAUUGGAGCGAUCUGAAACGGGCAAGGCAUACGGUAGAAAAGGGUGGGCUUGAAAAUCUACUCACAAGUUAUUCUAGCUGGCCUAGUUUACGCGGGAUAUAUGAGUUCUUCUCCCUUCUUGAUACAUCUGCGAGAUCGGACGAUCCGAAAGUCAAGCUCAUCAAAGCCUCGAGACUGGUAGCUGUCUCACGUGCCCUGACCACCGUACUGGCUGUUACAACUUUGGUCGUGCCGAUCGGAGUUUUGUACUCAGUACAUCCUGUCCCGAUGCGGCUCUGUAUUAUUGCGGCCUUCACUUGCAUCUUCUCGUCAGCACUCUGCUGGCUGACGUCGUCUAGAAACUACGAAAUAUUCUCGGCAACGGCGGCAUAUUGUGCGGUGAUGGUCGUAUUUGUGGGCAGCUUGCCAUAG
Fusarium fujikuroi IMI 58289 is the source of this 891-nucleotide messenger RNA. RefSeq lists its product as uncharacterized. Lineage: Eukaryota; Fungi; Ascomycota; Sordariomycetes; Hypocreales; Nectriaceae. The coding region runs from base 1 to 891 and encodes 296 amino acids. The transcript has 6 exons. The record is from RefSeq and is a predicted model, not a curated record.